Molecule: messenger RNA, 945 nt
Organism: Morus notabilis
Lineage: Eukaryota; Viridiplantae; Streptophyta; Magnoliopsida; Rosales; Moraceae
Product: factor of DNA methylation 3
Exons: 5
Coding region: 163-759 (198 amino acids)
Biological process (GO): gene silencing by siRNA-directed DNA methylation
Source: RefSeq, a predicted model, not a curated record
CUGGACUUAUCAUUAGUUUGGUUGUUAAUAGCAUUAGCAACUUUUUGAUAGAGCUGUAUAUGUGACAUUGAACUAGCGCAUUAGUUUGUUCUUUUAUUGCUUGAUUUGCGGAUCUGAGAUGUAAAAUGCGCAGAAUUCAUUAACUUCUCAGUCUGGAAAGAGAUGAAGACUAUGAGGAAACAGAUGAUAAGAUGCCGCAAAGAACUUAAAGAUGGAGAAACAUCGACUGAAGCUCAAGACGAGGAAGCGGGGGGCAGUGCUGAGCUGCAGGAAGCUCCCAACAAAUUAGUCGAUGUUUUUGAGACCUUGUUAUCGACUGAUGUUGUGAUGGGGGAUAUUGGUGUUAAGAGACUCGGGCAGCUCAACUUUACGCCGUUCCACAAAGAAAUGGAGAGAGUCGGAAGGAGAGGUGCUGAUGCGCUUUUUAGGGCCUCAAGAUUGUGCACAUUAUGGGAGAAUUAUAUUAUGAAUACAUCCUGGCAUCCCUUCAAAGUCGUCAAGGCUGACGAGAAACUCACGGAAGUCAUUGACAACGAUGAUGAGAACUUGAAAGUAUUAUUACACGAUAUGGGUGAAGAAGUAUACCAUGCGGUUACAAUGGCCUUAAUGGAGGCAAACGAAUAUAAUCCAAAGGGUCGUCGGAAUGUAGUACUGGAACUUUGGAAUUUUAAAGAAGACAGGAAAGCGAGUUUGAAAGAGGGCAUCACAUUUGUUGCGGAGCACUACUUGGAACCCUAUAUUAUUAGGGAGCAAAACUAACAAAAAAGGUCAAAUAGUCCAGGAAGGAGAAGAGGCUUUUCUUGGCUUAAAAUGGUUAAUUAUUUUAUUUUGAUUGGACUAUAUGCAAAUAUGGAAGUACUCACAAAGUGCUCAAAUGGGUGUAUUUUGUAGGGAAAUAGUAGGAAAUAGACUAAUAUGAAAAACUUAAGAAAGUAUAUAGGCCAA